Messenger RNA from Capronia coronata CBS 617.96, 1125 nucleotides. RefSeq lists its product as uncharacterized. The transcript has a single exon. NCBI's taxonomy places the organism in Eukaryota, Fungi, Ascomycota, Eurotiomycetes, Chaetothyriales, Herpotrichiellaceae. The record is from RefSeq and is a predicted model, not a curated record. The coding region runs from base 1 to 1125 and encodes 374 amino acids.
AUGACGACGACGACAUCUACAACGAGCUCAACUACGUCUUCCACUGGAUCGACCACUUCCACGACGACCACAGGUAUCACACAAGUCCCACCAAAUUACACUUCGUUGGCUUCGACUGUUUAUGCCUCAACGGUGUCGAGCUCGUUGGGCACCGGGACAUUGUGCGCCGGUUCCAAUGUUGUUGCAACCAGUCAGGCGUCAUUCCCCAUCUACCCGGGCGCAUACAAUUACCAAAAGGUUGCGUUAUCCAACAACCCGACAGCCGUGUACGAGGUGGAAUGCUAUAUGAACGCCAACUCCGGCAGUCAAUAUCGGCCGCCUACCACAAACGUCUAUUCUCUCGAAUACUGUAUAGAUCUGUGCAAUCAGGUAGGGCCCGCGGCUUGCACUGUCGCAUAUUGGGCGGCAGGAGAGAAUACCUGCACACUUUACCCGACCUCCGCCAGCGGCGGUGGAUCGGCGCCGGGCGGUCUGACUCCCAACUCGAUGACUUUCAACAAGGUGCGGACAGCAAGGCUGCUUACCGCUGCGGCUCCGAACGUUGUGGACGCGACGUAUCUCCUGGGCCCUAGCCCACAAUACAACCUGGGUCUCUGCACCGGGCCUGGCUAUUAUGACAAGGCCUUCAUUGGAGUCUACCACCUAGACAACACCAUUCGGCCGGGGCGUGCAGAUCUGUGGUUCGUCAAUUGCUUCGGCAACACGUACUACUCGUCGGGGAUCGCCAGUAACCAGUUGACGCCGACGCAGAUGACCAGUGUGCAGACCACCGCAGGUGUCGGAGCCCCUGCAACGGCAGACGACUGUGCCCGGCUUUGCGCGUACGCCAACGUGGCCGCCGUCGACGCCGGCACGCUGAAUUGUCGAUUGUGGCACUGGCUCACCACCAACAGCUGUGUUCUGUUUAGCAGUCGAGGCACUCCGCCCACCACGCCGAACAACGACAACACCAUCGUCGCGUCGGGUUUGUAUCGCGGCAGCACCGGUGAAGAGUACACUCAGGUGGCCAGUUACAAGCGUUCGCUCCCUCCUGGAGUCGGGCCGAAACGUAGCCACGCAAGAGACGCAUUGGCCGACACUGACCAUCUGACGCCUGAUGUCAUCAUCCCCUUCUCCCGCGACUAA